Pygocentrus nattereri (red-bellied piranha) is the source of this 3686-nucleotide messenger RNA. RefSeq names its product XK related 4 (gene xkr4). Lineage: Eukaryota; Metazoa; Chordata; Actinopteri; Characiformes; Serrasalmidae. Bases 961 to 2832 code for a protein of 623 amino acids. The transcript is spliced from 3 exons. Gene Ontology annotation, biological process: apoptotic process involved in development; engulfment of apoptotic cell; phosphatidylserine exposure on apoptotic cell surface. The record is from RefSeq and is a predicted model, not a curated record. Gene Ontology annotation, cellular component: plasma membrane.
CGGAUCACAUGAGCGUGUAAACGGGGCUUGCUUUGUCUAUUGAAGGAGCUGAACGGGGGAGCUGUCCGCGGUGCUGAAAGCAGCCCGGCUCGGCAUGUGCGAGCGGGGGAGCUGUCCGUGGUGCUGAACCUCGUUCACACAAACGCCGAGAACGGCGGUGAACAGUUGACACAUCGAUUUAUGAGGGACAACAUCCAAGCGUCCAUCAAAGCAUCGAGGGGACAUUGAAGCCAGUCUUCAUCCCAAGUCGUCCAACAGUGCUCGAGUCGGGAUAUUUGUGUAGACGACUGUUGUGUUUCCCUUUCACGAGGUAGGCUAAAUGUGCCGGCUAACCGCAGCGAUGUUUAAAAGUCCCCGCGCUCCAAACCAACCGAACUUAAAUACUACCAGUGAGUCAAACAGCGACAGAACAACUUCUUCGCGUCAGCGGUGAAUUCACUUGCGAAUGAAGGCUUUCAGCGUUCAGGUCUGAGCGCAGGCUGUGAAAAAAGCUCAGCUUUGGCACGAUGGUGAAAAAAAGCUAAGGCAGGUUGCUAGGCUGCGUUUUGACGUUUGACGCUCGUGCAAUCCGUGGCAUCUGGGGCGCGCGCCGAGCACGGACGAAGCACCAUGAUGGAGAGAGGCGUGGGGACGAGUUGCAAAGCAAUGAUGUCAUGGUUUCAAGCAUGAGCCACGGGAGAGCAUAUGGUUCGUACCCGCUACCAAAAGGAAGUGUUGCUUUGUGCCGUGCAGGCGGCGCUGUAGCUGUGGCGGAAGGAGAAGGAGAGGAGCAGGAGGUUGCCCAGCCCACCGUCUUCUCUCCUCCACCGCCUGGACGACAGAAGCUGAAGAGAGGAAGAGGAGGAGGAGGAGAGAAAGAGGAGAGAGAGAAAAGGAAGACGAAGGAAAGGAGAAGCAGGAGCAGGAGCAGAAGAAGCCGCUGCCGCUGUUGAUGCUGCUGCCGCUGUUGUUGACGCUGCAAUGGCUGCGAAAUCCGACGGGGUGCUGAAAAUGAAGAAAAGCGACGUGGCGUUCACGCCUCUGCAGAACUCGGACCACUCCGGCUCCGUGCAGGGGCUCGCGCCGGGCUCGCAGCCGGACUCGGGCGCCGGGGAGGCGGAUUUCAAUGUGAACGGAGGCUCGCGCUGCUGCGGCGGCGGCGGCUCCAACUCGACGUGCCUGCGCCUAGGCAGGGAGCGGCAGCGCUACACGGUCUGGGACUGCUUGUGGAUUCUAGCCGCAGUGGCCGUGUAUUUCGCCGACGUGGGCACGGACGUGUGGCUGUCCGUCGACUACUACCUGCGCCGAGACUACUGGUGGUUCGGCCUGACGCUUUUUUUCGUGGUGCUCGGCUCUUUUUCCGUGCAGGUCUUCAGCUUCAGAUGGUUCGUGCACGACUUCGGCGCCGCGGACGGCUCCUCCUCGUCCUCGGGCUGUUCGCACAUGGACGGCAAGCUGCUGAGCUGCUCGGCUUCGCACGGCGACGUCGGAGCAGCCCACCCGUCCACGCCUCAAAGGCAAGCCAGCACGGCCAGCAAAAGCAACACCAACACCACCGCCACGAACAGCAGCAGUAACAGCAGCAGCAGUACCACCAACGCAGCGCGGACUAACCAGAAACGCUCGGCGUCCUGCUCCUUCUGCAUCUGGCUGAUGCAGUCCGUCAUCCACAUCUUGCAGCUCGGACAAAUCUGGAGGUACUUCCACACUAUCUACCUGGGCAUCCGGAGCAGGCGGAGCGGAGAGAAUGACCGCUGGAGGUUUUACUGGAGGAUGGUGUAUGAGUAUGCUGAUGUUAGCAUGCUGCAUCUGCUCGCCACGUUCCUGGAGAGUGCCCCCCAGCUGGUCCUCCAGCUCUGCAUCAUCAUACAGACGCACAAGCUCCAGGCCGUCCAAGGAAUGACAGCGGCUGCCUCUUUGGUCUCCCUGGCUUGGGCGCUAGCCUCCUACCAGAAGGCCCUUCGUGACUCCCGAGAUGACAAGAAGCCUCUCAGCUACCUGGCGGUCAUCAUCCAGUUCUGCUGGCACUUCUUCACCAUCGCAGCACGGGUGGUGACCUUCGCCCUCUUCGCCUCUGUGUUCCAGCUCUACUUCGGCAUCUUCAUUGUGCUGCAUUGGUGCGUCAUGACUUUCUGGAUCGUGCACUGCGAGACUGAGUUCUGCAUAACAAAGUGGGAGGAGAUCGUUUUUGACAUGGUGGUGGGCAUCAUCUACAUCUUCAGCUGGUUCAAUGUCAAGGAGGGCCGCACGCGCUGCCGUCUUUUCGUCUAUUACUUGGUCAUCCUGCUGGAGAACGCAGCACUUAGCACCCUUUGGUACCUGUACCGGAUUCCAGCAAGCACUGACGCCUUUGCUGUUCCUGCGCUUUGCGUCAUCUUCUCCAGCUUCUUGACGGGCGUGGUCUUCAUGCUCAUGUAUUACGCCUUCUUCCACCCCAAUGGGCCGCGAUUUGGACGGUCCUCCAGCCUCACCCAGCUUGACGAAGCCUCAGCCGCUUUUGCCAUGCCCUCGGAAGGCGCCACCAACUCCUUGCGCUCCAACCGUGGCGGCACACUUGCGCGGGAUGCUGAUCGAGAAGCCAAAUAUGGCACAGAACGAGAUGGAUGCGUGCCGGUCUUCCAGGUACGUCCAACUGCCCCGUCCACACCUUCGUCCAGGGCACCACGCCUGGAAGAAACCGUGAUCAGGAUAGAUCUUUGCCGGAACCGUUAUCCGGCCUGGGAGAGGCACGUUCUGGACCGCAGCAUACGUAAGGCCAUCCUAGCCAUUGAUUCCUCACCCACACCCCCUAGGCUGCAGUACAAGGAUGACACUUUGGUCCAGGAGCGUCUGGAGUACGAGACCACUUUGUAGCUCAAGCUGUGGAGGCACACAUGGUAACCCACAUAGAUUAGCAUCCAUUAACAGCAGGACUGUGGCAAUAACAUUACUAGCGGAGCGUACUGUAGAGACUACAUAGCAUUCUGCCCAUGAUGUUGAUUGUCAUGGAUGGCGAAACACAAAAGACAAGAAAAAGAAAAAAAGGAACAACGUAUUUGUUGGUGGAAGGAUGCUUGUGAUCUUUUUUAAACUGUUCAUUUUUUGGUUCCAUCAGUUUGGAUUUCUUUUUUUUCCCCCUAUUUUUAUUACUCAUGUCUCGUCAGGGAAUAAAUUGUUUUUUAAAAGGCCGUUACUCACAGAUCCUGUCCACUAUUGUCCAUUUCCUUCUCAGUGUUGUACAGGUGUCCAGGAAUCACCAUCGUAAACACUACAGGCAAGUUAAACACGAAGAACAUUUUACACACCAAUUCUGUGGCUUCUACAGACUUCUACAGGUUCCAUGUCAUGGUAAUGUACUUAAUGUCCAGUCUUUUACCCAUCAGACUAAACAUCCACCACACUUGUUCAUGUGUUCAAUGGAAUUAAAACGCGACACGAUAUGGCUACCUGCUGUGCUGGAGAAAACGGGGGAUGGCGUCUCCAUGGCGAUAAAGCUCACGGAGACCAAAUGUCCUUGCCCAAGGUGCUGAAACCUAGGAACAUCAGCAAACCUCUCCCAGUGCCAAAAACCUGGUCCCUACUGGACUCCACAGUGGACCGUGAGUCUCUGCCAUUAAACUGUACAUAAAAAAACCAGGGCAGCAUUUCAAUCAUCUACUUGAAUCCUGUACAAAAAAAAGAAAAAAAAAACACAAAAGGAAACAAAAAUGUACAAGGUUGUCACACAC